UCAUUCUACCAAAGCACAAGAAGAAAACAGGCAGUUUGAUCAUGAAGACGAUAAUCAUACUACUCCUUGUUGUAUCGGCAUUGUUGUGCCUUCAAGCCAAUGGAAGAAGGUCUAUUUUGGAGGAAGGUAAGAAAGAGAAAGCUAACAAUCCGAACAAUUAUCCCGGAAAAUCAAGCACUUAUGGGAAUUCAAAUAGUGCAAUAUCAGUGCCAACAGUUGAUUCCAAUAAUAAUGAGAACAACAACGACGUGAAUAACAAUGACAACGACAAUAACAGUACUGAUGACAACGCUGACGAGAAGAACAAUAGUUAUGGAAAUUACAGUAAUGCUUCUGGAUCAUCUACUGAUACUCACCAUGUUUACCCAGAUGAUUGUCGCCCUCCCCAUUAAAUAUGUUGAUUCUCAAGUGGGAUAUAAUUAAUGUUGUGUGCAUUUAUAGUAUGAGAGGAGAAAAAUGAAAGUGGAAACAUUGUGAUGCCCUAGUUAACUAUGUUGCCUAAGGUUCACAUGUUAUUCCAUGCAUCAAAGUGUUUGUAACAAUAAGAUAAUCAAUGGUUAUGUGUGUGCUCUACCAGUUAAUUGUCUUAUUGUAUAUGAUGAGUGUAUGGCUUGUAGACCUAGUGUGUGCUUGUGUUCAAAACUUCAAAUUGUGUGCAAAUAAAUAAAAAAAAACCACGGGUCUCAUGCA
Molecule: messenger RNA, 690 nt
Organism: Camellia sinensis
Lineage: Eukaryota; Viridiplantae; Streptophyta; Magnoliopsida; Ericales; Theaceae
Source: RefSeq, a predicted model, not a curated record